AUGGGUCUCCUUCCUACCGACCGCAUGAACAGCCUCUCCUCCCCGCGCUGCGUGUGGGUGAACGGCCCCAUCAUCGUGGGCGCCGGUCCCUCGGGGCUCGCCGUGGCGGCGUGCCUGCGUGAGCAGGGCGUCCCCUACGUCAUCCUGGAGCGAGCCGACUGCAUCGCUUCUCUCUGGCAGAAGCGCACCUACGACCGCCUCAAGCUGCACCUGCCCAAGCAGUUCUGCGAGCUGCCGCGGAUGCCGUUCCCGGACCACUACCCGGAGUACCCCACCCGCCGCCAGUUCAUCGACUACCUCGAGGACUACGCGGCCAAGUUCGAGAUCAAGCCCGAGUUCAGCAGCACCGUGCUGUCCGCGCGCUACGACGAGACGUCCGGACUCUGGCGCGUCGUCACCUCCGCGCCCAACAACGGCGGCGACAUGGAGUACAUCGGCCGCUGGCUCGUCGUCGCCACGGGCGAGAACGCCGAGACCGUCGUCCCGGACUUCCCGGGGCUCGACGGAUUCGACGGCAAGGUCACCCACGUCAGCGACUACAAGUCCGGCGAGGCGUACGCCGGCAAGCGCGUGCUCGUCGUGGGGUGCGGGAACUCGGGCAUGGAGGUGUCGCUUGACCUCUCCGACCACGGCGCCCGCCCGGCUAUGGUCGUGCGCGACGCCGUGCACGUCCUCCCCCGCGAGGUGCUCGGCAAGUCCACCUUCGAGCUCGCCGUGCUCCUCAUGCGCUGGCUCCCGCUCUGGAUCGUCGACAAGAUCAUGGUGCUCCUCGCCUGGCUCGUCCUCGGCAACCUCGCUAAGCUCGGCCUCCGCCGCCCCGCCGCCGGCCCGCUCGAGCUCAAGGAGAAGUAUGGCCGCACCCCCGUGCUCGACUACGGCGCGCUCGCCCGCAUCCGUGCCGGUGACAUCGCCGUCGCCCCUGCCGUCACACGUUUCGGCAAGGGCGGCCAGGUUGAGCUUGCCGACGGCCGCACGCUCAACUUCGACGCCGUCAUCCUCGCCACAGGAUACCGCAGCAACGUGCCACAGUGGCUCCAGGGCAACGAUUUCUUCGGCAAGGACGGAUACCCCAAGACCGCCUUCCCCCACGGAUGGAAGGGUCAGUCUGGGCUCUACGCUGUCGGUUUCACCCGGCGUGGUCUCUCUGGCGCCUCCGCCGACGCCGUGCGCAUUGCCAAGGACCUUGGCAACGUUUGGAGGGAGGAGACCAAGCCGACGAAGAGGGCCGGCGCCUGCCACAGGCGCUGCAUCUCCGUCGUCUUCUAA
Messenger RNA from Miscanthus lutarioriparius, 1266 nucleotides. The record is from the annotation of a GenBank genome assembly. Lineage: Eukaryota; Viridiplantae; Streptophyta; Magnoliopsida; Poales; Poaceae.